CCAAUAUCAACAUGGACGUUUGGAACUUGAGGGCUAAGUAUAUUAGUGUUUAGUUGAACGUGAAAUGAAAGAGAAAUCGCUUUCUUUUCAGUCUCUAGGGAUGUGAAUAGUCCAGAAGUUUUUAAAAGCUUGGUUUUUAGGCCGAAUGAUUGAUGGAUGAUACGAAUUGUAGUCUCCCAGUAGCGUGGAAGAAUGGCGAUUUUACAGGCAAGAAUAUAAGUCAGAGACAUGAAAAACUUUUGCCUGACGUUUUAUACCUCGAAAGCGACUUAAACGCGGUGAGUAAGGCCGUCGAAGGCUACGUUGAUGCCUUAAAUAGCUACUGCAGUGCGGGUAGUCGUGUGUCUUCGGCUUUCGCGAAGUUACUAGGCGAAACGACGUUGUCAAAUAUCGCUCAUCAAUUUCAACAAGUUACCGACAAAUUGGAGCAGACGGCUUUGAACAAUUAUAGCGAGCAAAUUACUAACGACGCUUUAAAGACACUGGGAGAUUUUCAGGCUCUUCUGGGUCCCGUAAAACAAGAAAUUCGCACGUAUCAGCGUUUUAAAAGUCGAUACGAGAAAUGCCAGGGAAACCUCGAAAGCUUUGCGCAAAAGGACGCGGCUGCUUCUGAAGGGAAAGGCUUUCAACAUGCCAAGGAGAAGUUCUCCCUGGCCGACCGAGAUUACACGGAGAAACAAGAUGGAUUGAGUCGAUGUCUGAGCGACUUAGAAGGCAACAGAAUAAAGAUGGUUGGAGCAAGUCUCCUAAUGCUACUUCAUUCAAUGACAGAGUUUAACAAUGACAUGAUUACAAUGUUGGCACCAUUGGGCAUCUUUCAGUCUGUCGGUGAUUACCUGCGGGACAGGGAGAUCGCUCCACAGCUAAAGGAAGCAGUGACGACUUGGUGUUCUCUAUCCCAGAGCCAUCAGAUUUUAUGUGAGAAAGAACUCGCUGGUGAGGACACACAUAAUUUGCUGAAGUAUAUGAAAGGUGACGAGCUAUCUUCUGCUAACAUGCUUAAAUUGACAAACAAUCUCAAAAACUUGUUGGAGGAUUACAAAAGAGAUGUGGAGUCGUUGAACGAUGGGUCUGUAUCGUUGCCCGGGGGUUUCUUUAAGAAUCCUGCUGGUAUCAGGGUUGCACUGAAGGGACGGUGCUCGAGAUUAGAGUCUCUCGCUAUUGAGGGAGUGAAUGAAACACCAUCAAGUUACAAGAACAUGAUCAACGUUUUACGGAAAGAGAUUCCUCAAGUAAAUCUAGCAGUUGCCUCCGUUGGUAAACCAUGGCAUACCGUAUCUAACAUGACAGAAUCAGAUAUUGUUGAAUGUGCUCAGUGUUGCCUUGAGGAUCUCAUUGAGCCGUUAGCCAAACAAUUCGACAUUCCCUUUACGAAAGAAAGUUUCAGAAGUUUUGCUUCGACUAUUCUAUUCGAAGCUGUUUCUGAGAAGACAAUUCUCGCUUCGAAGAUUGCCGUUCAACUGUUGUACGGAAAGGAUGGCUUGGUUGCGGUCGAACUGUCGCCGGAUUCUUCAAACGCAAGGAAUGUUCGUUUGCAUUGCAAGGAGAAAGGUGUUCACAUUGAAGUGCAAUUGACCUGGUGGGUUGUUGUCGAUCGAUCGUUGUAUGCUGGUCUUCUGGACGAUAACAAGGAGCCACUUUUUGCAGUACAUACGACUUACGCUGUCAUGAUUAACUACAUGGAUUAUCUUGAAGAAAAGGAAUCUAGGCUGCCUGCAAUUGCUGUGGAAUAUCGAAGAUUUGUCGGAACGAACUGUCAGAGUGAUAAAUUGCAAAUUGAACCCGACGCUCCAGUUGCUCCACCGCGUUCAAAGCAUUACAUGCGGAAGUACGCUGAUCGCAAAAAGAAGAGUGAACUGGAUGGUAUGAUCUCGAGGAGUGUCGGCUGCCCAAUGGGUAGAACAAAAUCGCCACAAUUUGACCAAGGUGCUGUUAGCCAUUUGUCCUUGGCUUCAGAGACCGAACUGAGCGACGUGAUAAACUUCCUGUCGGGUUUAGCACCCCGGGCAAGUCCUAAUGAAGCCGAUACGGAGUCCUUAUGCAGUACGGUGGCUCUGUCGGACAGCGGCAUCGAGAGUGUAAACAAUGCCAGGCUCGGGAAAGCCGAGAUCCCGGGACAGGAGAAAAAAGGCAAAAAGAAAGACCAGAACAACGUGACUGCAAAUAAAAACGAAAAUGCAAGGAAGAAAAAGAAGAAGAAACGAGGAGAUAGGAAAAAGGAGAAAAAGAAAGCAAUGGCCCAAACAGACGAACCUGAAAAUGGCGGAACAAAAGAUCCAGAGCAAAUCAACGACGACUCUGCGAACCAAACACAGGCAAAACAAAGCGAUGAUAAAGUAGUUAUCAGCGAAAGUUUGAGAAGUGUGUGGGAGCAACCUGAUCGCGGGAAAGAACAACAAGACCGGGAGAUCACGCCGACAAAUACUCUAAAGCGUCCUUUGAACAAUGUCACCAGUCAAUCUUCCUCACUGUAUGGUUCGCAAGAAAGCAUCUAUUACAGCUGUUGGUCGUUGCCAGGUGCUAGCCAAGAUGUUGACGAGUCUGUUGCUAAGGUUACUAAUAAUCAAGAAAUUAUGCCGACCGAUUUCGUUGGUGGUUCUUGGGGGGCUACUCAGGGGCAAAAGACAUGCGCACAGCGAAGUAUUUGGAGUCCAGUCAUUUCUACGUCCAUUGCUAACAUGGAAAAUUUUGCAGGUCAAAAUGCAUGGGCGCCAUCUUUGAAACGGCAAGGAGAAGUUGACAAGCAACAAAACGAACCAAAACCAGUGUCAGGUGAAUCUGUUUUCUCUCUUGGUCUUGAUAUAUCUGGUAUGAAAUUGGUUACAGCCGCUAACGAACAAGCACGUUCAUUGGAGGAGACUGGAGAAAGGUCAAUGAAUGGCAAAAGAAAUUUUCAAUGCUCGAUGUGGCCAUUGGCAUCCCAGGGGGGGAGACCAACUGCUGGUCAGUUUGCCGAAAGAGCUUCAUCGUACGAGGAGGGUCUGCACUCGUUGCCACAGCACGAGCAACUAGAACGAGCAAGACUCCCAACUCAUCAUAGCGAUCCAUUCCUAGCAACCAAAGUCCCCUGGAGACAAGGAAUGUCGCCGAUGUACAUGAAUUACGCAAACAAGCCGAGAUUGGUUCCCCCGUUGGCCAGAGAUAUGGGAUCGAGAGGCUACACACCUGUACAGUCAGGCAGAGGGUUUCCAGCAUUUGUGAAACCUGGCCCUAAUCUGGUUGAACGUCGUGGGAAUUCACAGCAAUAUUAUUUACGGUCUAGGGCUGGACCCCUUGGCUAGAUAAAUUUAGUUUUAACUUCAUAUGUAAUGCCAAUAAAGUUUGUUAAAUGACA
Messenger RNA from Xenia sp. Carnegie-2017, 3334 nucleotides. RefSeq lists its product as uncharacterized. Bases 153 to 3281 code for a protein of 1042 amino acids. Gene Ontology annotation, molecular function: CCR4-NOT complex binding. Gene Ontology annotation, biological process: Rac protein signal transduction. NCBI's taxonomy places the organism in Eukaryota, Metazoa, Cnidaria, Anthozoa, Malacalcyonacea, Xeniidae. The record is from RefSeq and is a predicted model, not a curated record. The transcript has 18 exons.